AUGACAAACCCUACUCAUCAUUUAGUUAAAAAAACAACAUAUCUUUUCCAAAUUCCAUGCAGGCGUUCAGACUCUAGUUACACACGUAAAAACUUAUCCUCUUCGUUUUUUCAAGCCAUCGACUUUCUAAACCCGUUCUGGGUUCAACUUAUAUAUUUUGUCACUGUUUCUUUAGUGGGGUUUGUGGCUUUGAAAACCCUAGAGUUCAAAACAUCUUCGUUUAAACCUAAAAACAUCGACUUGUUCUUCACAGCCGUUUCUGCAGUAACAGUUUCAAGUAUGUCAACACUUGACAUGGAAAUAUUUUCAAACAGCCAACUCAUUGUUUUGAUGUUUCUCAUGUUCAUGGGAGGCGAAGUUUUCGUUUCUAUGCUUGGCCUACAGUUUCGAAUGUUCAAACAUAAAAUUGUCAAUGUUGGUUCUAAUUCGAAUUCUCGUUCCACCUUUGAUUCCCCUGAGGGCAGUAUUGAGUUGGGUGUAAUCUCAAAUGAUUUAAAACCAUUUUCAAGUGAAUCUCUUGAUCAAAAGUUUUUGAUGUACGAAGCAAAUAGAAGCGUGGGCUAUGUGGUCUUGUGCUACAUCCUUGUUAUCCACUUCAUAGGUUUUAUCAUGGUUUACAUUUAUUUAACAUUUAAUACUGGUACUAAAAUACUACUCAUAAACAAAGGGUUAAGUAGACACACUUUUAGCCUUUUCGUCACUGUCUCAACAUUUUCAAAUUGUGGUUUCGUUCCAACAAAUGAAAACAUGAUGAUUUUUAAGAAAAACUCUGGCUUGCUCUUGAUCCUAAUCCCUCAGAUUCUUCUUGGAAGCACUUUAUAUCCAGUGGUGCUUCGGGCAAUAAUAUCAGUUCUGCAGAAGAUUACAAAGAGGGUUGAAUUGAGUUAUAUGUUGAAGUACCCCUUGGAGCUUAGUUAUGGUCAAAUGUUACCUUCAGUGCAAUCGUUUUACUUAGCCGUGACCGUUUUGGGGUUGAUUUUAGUUCAGUUUGUGGCCUUUUGUUUUAUGGAGUGGCAUAACACGGAGGUCAUGGUUGGGCUUACUGAUUAUGAGAAGCUGGUUGCAUCUUUUUUCCAGAUUGUGAAUACAAGAUAUGCUGGUGAGGCUGUUUAUGACCUUUCAAAGAUUUCUCCGGCAAUCUUGGUGGGCUUUGUACUUAUGAUGUACCUUCCUCCAUUGACCUCAUAUCUUCCGGUGAAAGAUGAUGAAAAGAACCAAAUAAGAGACCAAAACAAGAGUGUUGUGGACUAUCUUCUAUUUGGGAAACUUACUUAUUUGACCAUAUUUACAAUUUUGGUUUGUUUGUUUGAGCGUAAAAAGAUGGGCAUCGAUCCCUUAAACUUCAAUGUACUUAACAUCGUUUUCGAGGUGGUUAGUGCAUAUGGAAAUGUUGGAUUAUCAAUGUGCUACAGUUGUCAACGACAAAUUAAAGGAGAGGGAAAUUGCAGAGAAGAAUGGUAUGGAUUUGUAGGAAGCUGGACCAACAAUGGGAAAUAUUUGCUUAUGUUGGUGAUGGUUUUUGGAAGACUAAAGAAUUUUAAUAAGAAUGGUGGUCGCUUUUGGAAUGUAUUGUAAUGUAUCUAUAUAAUUAAGAGUUGAAGUAUGAAAUACUCUAUGGUGAUGACUAAUAGCUACGUUAUAAUAUUUCUUUCAUAGUUUGUAGUGUUUUUUUCUCUCUCUUAUAUAUAGAUAGGCAAUGGUCAUUAGUUUGUGUGUACCUCUAAAUAUAGCUCCUCUAGUUAGAGAGAGUGGACGGGAAUAUCUCACAUGCCAAGAUUAUUUCAUCCAAAUAUUGUAUACUUGUUCUCUCUAUGAAAUAUUAGAUUACUUAUGUUUUUCGUUUAUAGUUAUUAGCUUGGUUAAGCAUCAAGAUUUUAUUAUUCCGCACCAGCUAAUCAUCUCACGACAUCCUACGAUUGGUAUUAGAGUCUUACUAGUUUUUACAUGUUUUGAUUCGAGGAAGGAUCCAAAUGGAUAUAUUUCUUGAGAUGUUCUGAUUUUAUAUAAAAAAAUUCUCAAUAUUUACAAAUAAAAAAGUUAUGAUGGUUUUUCUAAUUUUUUAGUGUUGAUUCGGCCUAUUCAAAAAAUAAUGUUUCUUCUGACUGUUUCCUAUUUCAACUACAUUUAUCGCAUUCAUGGGGGUUGUCAAGAGUGUUUUUGUGUUAUAUGUUGUAGUUGAAGAAGUAAGAAGAAUA
Lactuca sativa (garden lettuce) is the source of this 2195-nucleotide messenger RNA. RefSeq names its product putative cation transporter HKT1;4. Gene Ontology annotation, biological process: transmembrane transport; monoatomic cation transport. Gene Ontology annotation, cellular component: plasma membrane. NCBI's taxonomy places the organism in Eukaryota, Viridiplantae, Streptophyta, Magnoliopsida, Asterales, Asteraceae. The record is from RefSeq and is a predicted model, not a curated record. Gene Ontology annotation, molecular function: sodium ion transmembrane transporter activity.